AUGGAAUGUAACUUUGAUCUCUCGGAUCCCUCACAACCAAGCUAUCAAACAAGAGAUUUACUUCAGAGUACUCCAAGCAAGCUCAACCCCACGUACACGACCUCAACUCCAGCCUCCUCAGCCCAGAACUGCGUUAUGACAUCAGUGCCGCAACACAACUAUUGGGGAUAUAAAUCACCCCCAGGAACUCCGACAGUCUGGAGCUUGACAGAGUCAGGGUCCAUUCGGGUUUUAUGGGCCCUAGAAGAACUUGUGGAGCAAAAUAUACUAGAAAGCUACAACUUAAAAGCUUUUCAGCGGAGCAAAACUACACAUGCAGCACCGGAGGCCAUGAAAGAAGGGUUCCGGUUGGGGAAGUCCCCCAUCCUCACGGUCUCACCUGCAAAUGCACCCGAUGAGCCACCUACAUCCUUUGUCGAAGGCCGUCUCAUUCUUCAGUUUCUAGCAGAUCAUUAUGCAAAAGGCCUUUGGGACCCAAAGACCCCCCAAGACCAGGCUCGCGAUAUCUUCUUCCAAGAGUUUGCUGGGACGACAGUGUCCACCCUCACAAGCUUAACUCUUACUAUGGAUGUGAUUCCCGAGGCAACUCCUUGGCCAUUGAGACCACUCCUCAAAUUAUUGUUCGUUCCACUGAUGUCGGUGUUUAAAGGCAAACUAGCGGAGCCAUUCGAGUUUUUAGAGGAUACCCUGUCUGACGAGAAACCUUGGUUUGGUGGGUCGAAACUUGGACUUGCCGACUUCUGUAUGAUAUUCCCGCUUGAUGCAUGCGUUGUGAGAAAGUAUUUUGAUGGCACAAAAUACCCAAAGGUCAAUCGGUGGCAUAAGACGGUUCAUGAGCUUCCGGCAUACCAGCGGGCUGUCAAGAAGAUGGGGGAAUAUAAUGGUGUCAAGGCAUGA
Messenger RNA from Orbilia oligospora ATCC 24927, 897 nucleotides. RefSeq lists its product as uncharacterized. The coding region runs from base 1 to 897 and encodes 298 amino acids. The transcript has 2 exons. Lineage: Eukaryota; Fungi; Ascomycota; Orbiliomycetes; Orbiliales; Orbiliaceae. The record is from RefSeq and is a predicted model, not a curated record.